Messenger RNA from Daldinia childiae, 2346 nucleotides. RefSeq names its product Ankyrin repeat and KH domain-containing protein 1. Gene Ontology annotation, molecular function: protein binding. The record is from RefSeq and is a predicted model, not a curated record. The transcript has 3 exons. Lineage: Eukaryota; Fungi; Ascomycota; Sordariomycetes; Xylariales; Hypoxylaceae. Bases 1 to 2346 code for a protein of 781 amino acids.
AUGGAGAACCAUGGGUCUAUCUCAAACAUUUCUAACCCAGCAUCCUUCAACCGGGUUUUCAACCAUUUCAGAGAGUAUCCCCCCCUUCCUACGGGAUACAACUGGGAAACGCAGAAGCAACAGUAUUGCCCGCGCGAUCGCGGGGCUAAUUCACGUAUGUGGGACACAUCACACGUCCACCAGUUCGGCUACGUCUUUUGCCAUCGCGGGCUUUACGAACGUGCUUCAAGAUUUAUUGACAAUUCAAAUUCGGCAAUCAAGAAUGGGUUGCGUGAGGGCUUUUUCCUCCAAGAGGUUGAUGUCUUUCCAGGGAAGAAGAUAAAGGACGGAUUUCUAGCCCAUGAUCAAACUGCGAAUCGCGUCACGUCUAAGAAGGGGUCAUGGAAGUCUUAUCCUGCUCGUGAGAUUUUUGAGACAACCCUUGUGUCAAGGGUAGUUGAUAUGCUUUUCUAUCCUCGCGAUCAGAUCCUGGAAAAACACCGCGAAGCGAAUCACGUCAAACCAGAAGACCUAGGAGAUCUAGACUUUGAGAGCACUUACUUAGACACGUACGAGAAAGUGCCCAGGCUAGAGAGCACGAUUCUUAAAACAAGAAUCAAAGACAUUGGCCUCACUCUCCAAUUGGAUCUGAGGAACGACGAUUUUGCGACGGGAAUUGCCCAUUACAUUUUCCAUCUUGCGAACAACGGUAUUGAAAACUCACCCUCCCGAGUCAGGUUUACCCCUGCGUGGGAUUUAUUCCGAUCAACAAUGCUCAAGGGCUACAAUAAGGAAUUUAACUCUUUCGAGCAUCUCGUCCAGACGAUAAAGAAGAAGUCUAAAGAAGCGUACGGAGUAGACGUUUUUAAAUUGGAGUUCUUACACCAACUUCCGCCCUUGAUCAUGGUGUUUUACUCAGAUUCGGUAGUCGAGCUUGCGGAAAAUGAUCCGCUAGAGGAUGAUUCAACAAGAAAGAGUUACAAACAUAUUCAUGACGUCUUUAAGAAACAUGUUUCGUCCUUCAUCGGCAUCGGUAAAGAGUCUUACAAUUUCAUACUUGAAAUCACUCACAGCGGUCUUGGCCUACUCUACGACGUAGAGACCGGAAAGGCAAGGAAUCCUUUGACUGGAGCCCCUCUUAGAGACGAAACAGUCGUUUUUAAUAGCCUCGUAGACCGAGCUAUGAUUGAUGUCAGCUUGGAGCUGAGGCGGGAGCAUCCGGACCUUCUAUUCUGCUCGUGUACACGACUACCCGACGUCAUCGCAUCAGAUCAGAAAUAUAAAGCACACCAUCAGAGCGGAAAUAUGGUAGGCUGGGAACGAAAUGAGGAGAAAGGACUUGCAGCUAAACUAAGAGCCAUACACGGAGGGUUGUACCCGCAAUCAAAUAUCGCCGUGGCUGAUGACCCGAUAGCGGAGAUCGCUGUACGCACGUGGAUCGACCAGAACUCAGCUCUGGAUCGCAGCGAGUUACUACAAAAGCCGUACUACGAAUGGCUUCGACAGGCCGGGACAGAGGUUUACGACGCCGUGAAUAACCUGAACGGUGACUUUUUACCGAACAGAACUGGGGACCCCGUGGAUUCAACGCCGACAAAUCCGGGCACCAACAGUAUAAACCUCGGUAGUCCGCCAGAUUCGACAGAAAGAACCCGAUUAUGGCGCGACGAUGUAAACGAUAUAGCUCAAAGGGAAAGUCAACUUACAAACGUGGAUAAUGAAGACAGCCAAGCCGAGGAGGAAGCCGAUCUACAGCAAGAAACAUACGACGUUGCAGCUUACAAGGCAGCCGAGCAUGGCAACGAUGAGGUCCUCCAGGAGUUAAUUUUUAAGGGCGCCGAUAUCAACGCGUCGACAGGAUUCUUCGGAAGCGCUCUAGCAGUGGCAUGUGCAAAAGGCCAUUACGAAACUGUUCAGAUAUUACUAGACAAUGGUGCCAAUAUCAACGGCCCUAGGAAUGGGUUUUGCUGCCCACUUCAAGUCGCGUCUCACGAAGGCCACGUCGACAUUAUCCAGUUAUUACUGGACAAGGGGGUCGAUAUCAAUGCCUCGAAUAGUAUAUACGGCACUGCACUGGCGGACGCAUGCGCACAAGGUCACGAGGAUAUCGUCAAGUUACUGUUAGCUAGGGGUGCCGAUGUCAACGCUCCAACAGGAUCCUCCAAGAGUCCGUUGGAGGCUGCAUGUAUAAUGAAUCAUGAUACCAUCGUCCAACGACUGCUGGCUGCAGGCGCCGAUGUUAAUAUCCCGAUAAACCAAAUAGUCGGGUCCCAACAUCCGGAGACGGGCAUGGGCAUGGGAAAUAAAACACCCCAAAAGAUUUGGGGCAAAGAAGCCAACUGCGAUACUUUCUCGACACAUGCAUAA